Messenger RNA from Galeopterus variegatus (Sunda flying lemur), 3387 nucleotides. RefSeq names its product kelch-like family member 32 (gene KLHL32). The record is from RefSeq and is a predicted model, not a curated record. Bases 111 to 2114 code for a protein of 667 amino acids. The transcript has 11 exons. Gene Ontology annotation, molecular function: protein binding. Lineage: Eukaryota; Metazoa; Chordata; Mammalia; Dermoptera; Cynocephalidae.
GCUGCCGCCUCGGGUCCCUAACCCAGCAGACCGCUCACCCAUCGGCUGGAAUGCUUGCUGAUUCCUCUGCAAACUUCUAAGACUGAGACCCUGAGGAAACUACUUGGAGAAUGCCAUCUGAACGCUGCCUCAGUAUUCAAGAAAUGCUGACAGGCCAGAGGCUCUGCCACUCCGAAUCUCACAAUGAUAGCGUCCUGGCAGCCCUGAACCAGCAGAGAAGUGACGGCAUCCUCUGUGAUGUCACUCUGAUUGCUGAGGAACAGAAAUUCCAUGCUCACAAGGCAGUCCUAGCAGCAUGCAGCGACUAUUUCCGGGCCAUGUUCAGUCUUUGCAUGGUGGAAAGUGGAGCUGAUGAGGUGAAUUUGCAUGGUGUGACCAGCCUUGGCUUAAAGCAAGCUCUGGAGUUUGCAUACACAGGACAGAUUUUGUUGGAGCCAGGCGUGAUCCAGGAUGUGUUAGCAGCUGGCAGUCACCUACAGCUCUUGGAGCUUCUCAAUUUAUGUUCCCAUUAUCUCAUCCAGGAAUUAAAUAGCUUUAAUUAUUUGGAUCUGUACAGACUUGCGGAUCUCUUUAACCUCACUUUGUUGGAGAAGGCAGUGAUCGAUUUCUUAGUGAAACAUCUCUCGGAGCUCCUGAAGAGCCGCCCGGAAGACGUCCUGACGCUGCCUUACUGCCUGCUGCAGGAGGUCCUGAAGAGUGACCGCCUGACCUCCCUGAGCGAAGAGCAGAUCUGGCAGCUAGCCUUGAGGUGGUUGGAACACAGCUGCCAUUACCAGUACAUGGAUGAGCUCCUGCAGUACAUCCGCUUUGGCCUUAUGGAUGUGGAUACUCUCCAUACAGUUGCCCUGUCGCACCCCCUCGUCCAAGCAAGUGAGACCGCAACAGCCCUUGUCAACGAGGCCCUGGAAUACCAUCAGAGCAUCUAUGCACAGCCCGUCUGGCAGACUCGCAGGACCAAACCGCGGUUUCAGUCCGACACUCUGUAUAUCAUUGGUGGGAAAAAGCGUGAGGUCUGUAAAGUCAAGGAACUUCGGUACUUCAAUCCUGUUGAUCAGGAGAAUGCUCUCAUAGCUGCCAUUGCCAACUGGAGUGAGCUGGCUCCCAUGCCCGUGGGCAGGAGCCACCACUGUGUGGCAGUCAUGGGCGACUUCCUGUUUGUAGCAGGAGGGGAAGUUGAGCAUGCCAGUGGCCGUUCCUGUGCCGUGAGGACUGCUUGUCGCUAUGAUCCCCGCAGUAAUUCCUGGGCAGAGAUAGCAUCCAUGAAAAACUGCCGGGAGCACUUCGUGCUGGCAGCCGUGGAUGAAUGCCUCUAUGCAGUUGGGGGCAGAAAUGAACUGCGCCAGGUUCUGCCUACAGUGGAGCGAUAUUGCCCCAAGAAGAACAAAUGGACUUUUGUGCAGUCCUUUGACCGAUCCCUUUCAUGUCAUGCUGGAUAUGUGGCUGAUGGUCUUCUUUGGAUAUCAGGUAGAACAUGCCUCAUAUCCCCUCAUAGCUGCCUUUUUGCUUGUACAGAAGGAGUCUGUGUGGCAUAUGUUAUCUGCAUCACACUAUCAACCUAUGUUUUCAAUCCUAUUAUUGAGAAAGACCUCAAGUGUUCUCCUUUGAAAGGUGUGCCUCUAACAGGAGGAAGUCGCAUCUUCUCCCAGUUGGAGGAUACCCGUUUUAAUAAGUGGAUAAGCCGCAGCCCCAUGCUGCAGAGGAGGGUCUACCAUUCCAUGGCUGCUGUCCAAAGGAAGCUUUAUGUUCUUGGAGGCAAUGAUCUAGAUUACAAUAAUGACCGGAUCCUUGUGCGUCAUAUAGAUUCUUAUAACAUAGACACUGACCAAUGGACGCGCUGUAAUUUCAACCUGUUGACUGGCCAAAAUGAAUCUGGAGUUGCUGUCCAUAAUGGGAGAAUAUAUUUAGUUGGUGGAUAUUCAAUUUGGACAAAUGAGCCUCUAGCUUGUAUCCAGGUAUUGGAUGUAAGUAGAGAAGGCAAAGAAGAAGUAUUCUAUGGGCCUACACUCCCUUUUGCUUCCAAUGGAAUAGCAGCAUGCUUCCUUCCAGCUCCAUAUUUCACAUGCCCUAACCUUCAAACUCUUCAAGUGCCUCAUCACAGAAUUGGCACCGUCUGAAAAGCCAAUGCUCUGUUAAUAACCAUCAUGAACAGGAGGAAAACAAAGGCCCAUCUUUCGGAUACUGGGCAUAAAAAGACUCAGUGCUCCAUGCUUCCUUGUCUUGUUUUAUAGGUCUUAUAUUCAGAUAAAUAUUAGCAAAAAAUGAACAAUUUUCUAAAAUACAUUAUUGAAAACUCUUGUCACCCUUCUCAGCGUAUGUCAACAUACAAUACAAUAUGUAUGACUUUUAUUGUGGUGUAGCUUAGUGCCAACUUAAUGGUACAUUAUUGUUCCAUGGGUCUUUAGAGCAUUCUUUGUAUACUUUUUCUAAUCAGCACUGUCUAUGACAACACGAAACUGUUAGUAAGGCAGUUUAUUUCACAGAAUGAUGAAUGAUCUUUAAAAAUAUCUUCCAUACCUAAUCCCUUUACUACCUAAACCUGGGCCUGUAAUUUUUCUUUUUAAAUUUUAACAUUAUGCAGCCCUGCUCAGUAAAGACUCAGUAUUAUGACAUCAUGAAUUUUUAAAUGCCAUAUUUUAUUCAAAGUGAUAGGAAUAAUAGAAGUACACUGGAAUAGCAGUUGGAAUACCCUGAUUUUUCACCUUGGUUACUCUGGCCUUGGGUCAGAACCUUAAUUUUGCAGUGCUUCAGUUUUACCACCUUUUAAGGAGGAUGAUUACUGAUUUCCAUAUUAAUUCAAAACAAUGUUGUGAGUAUUAGGCAAAUGCUCUGAAGUAUUUUGCCUAAGAAAAAAAUGUUACUCAAAUUACAAGGUACUUUACUGUCUUUAGAACCUUAUAACUAAAUAGACUAUUUUUGAAGUUUAAACAUUACUAGAUAGAACUUGGAAAACAUACUAUGAGAUAAAUGAUUCUGAAAAGCAUCUGAAAGAGAUACAAUAAUUAGGAAAUAGGGAGUUUACCAAAACAGAUGAUAUCUAAACUUGUACAAAUCCUUACCUCAGAUAACUCUCAAAUGUCUCACUUAAAAUCACUUAGUGAAAAAUGACAUUUUAAAGCUAAAAAAAAAAUUAGUUGUUCUAAUUAUGAUACCAUAAAGUGCUCUGACAUAAAUUUGAACCUGGAAUUGGCAAUUCUAAGGAAAGUUAUUCUACUUUGUUAAAGGUUAUGUCAAUCUUGAGUGCUUGUGGGAUUCUUCUCCACCAAUACAUAUUUUAUUACUACCACUUUUAAUAAUGCAUAAGAAUUCUUUUUUAGGCUACGUUUUUGGAUUUGCUUUGUCUGUAACAAAAAAUAAAUAAAACAACUUAAUAAUCAUAUCUGAACAUAA